This is a messenger RNA of Ricinus communis (castor bean), 920 nucleotides long. Its product is annotated as 30S ribosomal protein S16-2, chloroplastic/mitochondrial-like. NCBI's taxonomy places the organism in Eukaryota, Viridiplantae, Streptophyta, Magnoliopsida, Malpighiales, Euphorbiaceae. The coding region runs from base 200 to 607 and encodes 135 amino acids. Gene Ontology annotation, molecular function: structural constituent of ribosome. Gene Ontology annotation, cellular component: small ribosomal subunit; ribosome. The record is from RefSeq and is a predicted model, not a curated record. Gene Ontology annotation, biological process: mitochondrial translation. The transcript has 3 exons.
AACUAUUUCUUUCAUUCGGUUUUCAAUCCAGAAGGACAAAAAUGCAAACAUGGUAAAAGAAUCCGGAUAAAUAUGGCUGAAAAUUAAAAGAAAGGAACGGACAUAAAACCCAGAACCCUAGCUACAAGCCAGCUCCGUAACUGAUUUCCUACUCUGUUGAGAUUCGUAAUCUGAUUAUCACAAGGAAAAAGGACAAAAAAUGGUGGUGAGGCUACGGUUAUCAAGAUUUGGAUGCAAAAACAGGCCAUUUUAUCGAGUAAUGGCAGCUAAUAGCAGAUCUCCCAGAGAUGGCAAACACCUUGAGGUUCUUGGUUACUAUAAUCCCUUGCCAGGUCAAGAUGGGGGCAAACGGAUGGGUCUUAAUUUCGAGAGAGUCAAGUAUUGGUUAUCUGUCGGUGCUCAGCCUUCUGAACCUCUGCAACGUAUUCUUUUCAGAGCAGGAUUACUACCUCCACCACCAAUGGUGGCAAUGGGGCGUAAAGGUGGACACCGUGACACACGUCCAGUUGAUCCAAUGACUGGACGUAUUUUAAGCACUGAGAAUUCAGCUGAUGCUUCUCAAUCAAGUGGUGGUGAAAAUGCCAGUGAUGCUGGAACAAGCACCUAAUGAAACUUUCAUUUCUGCAGUUGCUCAUCUUCUCUCUAUUCUGAAAAAAGAUGGGGGGCUCUGCUUGGGUUGGAUAAGUAGGUGUAUUUCAGGACUUCCCAUUGUGAUUACUAGAGGAAUGAAAACUGAUUAAAGUAACACUCUGUGAGCAUAAUGCAGUAGUAACGAGGUUCAGUGUUGGUUUUCUUGUAUGUGUUGAAAUGAGAUUCAGAUAUUCGUUGCUCUGGAACCUUCUUUUCCUUACUGCCAUUUGGUUAUUCUCUAAAAACUUUUGCUGUUUUGACAAGUCAUGAACAAACUUCUAUUUGUGCAA